This is a messenger RNA of Populus trichocarpa (black cottonwood), 1231 nucleotides long. RefSeq lists its product as uncharacterized. The coding region runs from base 420 to 1187 and encodes 255 amino acids. The transcript has 3 exons. The record is from RefSeq and is a predicted model, not a curated record. Lineage: Eukaryota; Viridiplantae; Streptophyta; Magnoliopsida; Malpighiales; Salicaceae.
UCAAUCUUAAAAAAAAGGUUAAGAACAAGGCGCAUGUUGAGGCGUCAAUAUGUGAGGCGUAUAUUGUUGAGGAGAUCUCAACAUUUAUCUCAUACUAUUUCGAACCUCAUUUGAGAACGAGGAUAAACCGUGUUCCACGGCAUGAUGAUGGUGGUGAAGUGCAUUCAAGUGGGAACUUGUCAAUAUUCUCCAAUCCUGGACGACCCACACCUAAAAAUGCCGUGAGGGGAAGAUAUUUGUCUGAAAUAGAGUUCAGACAAGCACACAAUUAUGUCCUAUUUAACUGUGAUGAGCUGAGACCUUUUAUUAAGCAACAUCGACGAUACUUACUGUCCAAUAACUCAAAGCUGACCGAAUCCCAGAUCUUUCAAUUACAAGAUGAACAAUUUGCCACAUGGUUUAGAACACAUGUUUAUCAAAUGGGAGGUAGUGCUGCUAUUUCACUGUCUUUACUAUGUCUGGGCCCUGAAAGAAAAGUCAAGUGCUAUAAUGGAUAUUUUGUCAAUGGAUAUGUCUUUCAUACUGAAGAAUACGGGCAUGGAAGAAAGACAUACAACAGCGGUGUUUGUAUUAAGGGAUCGACUUCUAGUGAGUUUGAAGUUGACUACUACGGUAGAUUGGAAGAGGUCAUCGAACUGCAAUAUCAUAGCGAGCAAAAUAGAGUGUUUUUAUUCAAAUGUUAUUGGUAUGACACAACUGACAGAGGAAUCAGAGUAGAUCCUCACUAUGGUCUCGUUGAAAUCAAUUCAAAAGCUAGACACCGCAACGUAAACGACGUCUUUGUUUUCGCAAAGCAAUGCCAACAAGUUUAUUACACAUACACCCCUUCCUUUAGAAAGGACCGAUCAAGAGUUGAUUGGUUAUCCGUUUUAAAAACAAAACCCAAGGGUCGUGUCGAGGUUGUUCAGGAUGAGAACGAAGACACAAGUGUGAUAGAUGAAGUCUUUCAAGCUAGUGAGUUGGUUGAACCAUACCGAGUUGCUCCGUCGAUUGACUUAGAAGAAAAUUCGAAUUUUCGCGUUUUCAACGAUAGUCUUGUUGAUGUUGACGCAGAGGAGUUGAAUGUUGUUCUGAGCUCCACUAGUGGAAAAAAGAAUGUUGUUGAAGAAGAUGAUAACGAAAUUGAAGAGUGCGAUGAAGCUGAUGAUAACAAUUCAAUGGAGGACGAAGAUGAAAAUUCCGACUAACUAAACAUGUUAUAAAGUUUUAUUUUUAUAAUGUAAUAAUUUGA